AUGGUUCAACAUCCAUCUGGCCCUUUCUUUGAAUUGACUGCAACUGAAUAUCAGGAUGCAGUAGCAAAGUUUCCGAAGCUAAAUGAACAAUCAGAUCUCAGUUAUACUGAACGUGGAGCGUGCGCUUCUAUCGUCGUCGGUCGUGAUGCCUAUUUUGACAACUCAACGGUGCUUUAUCAGUUUGAAAGAAUGUUUAAAAUGUUGCAAUUUCAUUCGGAACUCAAAAAAUGUGCAAUUGAAUUUGUGGUAGAUAAUGGCAGAACCCACACUGCUCGAUCUUACUGCUUAAAUGGCUUCGGGCGAGGUAAAAAUACGAGAUGUCCAGUUAAAGCUAUUGACUACACAGAUGCCAAUGGUAAGAAAAAAACUCUCCAGUGUUAUCAUCGAACAGGGAAAUUUAAGAAACAAAGUAAAGGAUUACUUCAAAUUGCUUUGGAGCUGAAAGUGACGACGGAUUCUGAUUUGAAACUGAACGAAUUAAAAGCUCUCUUGUCUAAUCAUCCGGCAUUUGCUAAUGUAAGUAAAACCCUACAGCACCAUCUCUCAGUUGUCCUUCAUCUUUCUUUCUUCCUGAUUUUCUUAGAAGUCACGUCUUGAGCAAUUAGGAGAAAAUACGGUGUCAAAGUUAUCUUUAGUCCAAAAUUCCAUUCAGAAUUAAACGCAAUUGAAGGCUUAUGGCGUAGUCAAAAACAGUACAUUCGAUCACGUACUGAUCAAACCUUUCGAAUAAUGCUUCGUUUGAUGAAUGAAUCACGACUCAAUUUCAAAGAAAAACAGUUACAUUUAAAACUAUUCCAUCGUUUCUGGAAAUGUCUGAGUGCUUAUGAAAGUGGCCAGUCGUAUUAGCAGGUUCUUCAACUCUUCUUUAGUAAUUUAACCCGUGGAACAGAAAAAGGACAUGCUCGAGUUAGUAACUCUAGUCUUCAGAAUGUUUAAGCCGUUUCUAGUCAUUUAAACUUCUUUAUUAUCGUUUUUUCUAGCUUUUUCUCAUGUAAUGUUAUUGAAGCACUGAUAUUUUUAACCAAGAAACAGUAGAAUCCAAUCCCUUGUGGCAUUUGUCAAUUGUUUUAUCAUGUGAAGCCCUACUUCUUGACGAUUUUCUAGAAAAGCACCUGAAAUUCCUUCCAAAACCCUUCGAGAGAAUCCCUUGAAAAUCCUGUAGUGAUCUGUAGAAUACGUUCAUUGGAUUCUACGCACUUUUUAACCUAUGCGUCGUUGUUUUUGUCUCAUUUGAACCU
Molecule: messenger RNA, 1238 nt
Organism: Didymodactylos carnosus
Lineage: Eukaryota; Metazoa; Rotifera; Eurotatoria; Philodinida; Philodinidae
Source: the annotation of a GenBank genome assembly